GGGCCUCGGGGCGGACGGGACCAAUCCAGAUUCGGGAAACGCCCCCCGCGCGCCGGAAAGCCCCCCCCCCCGGGCCGAGACGCGUGUCGGGAAGGUUGUCUGAACCCGGCGGGACUGAUCGGACGCUCGGGAGCCCCUCGAUGCCGAUGUCCCCGGUGCGAGGGAGGGCGAGCGGCCUGGAAGAGGCGCUCAGGGAGCGGGCUGGAAGGCCGAGCCGGGCCUCGGGGCUGGCGUGGGGGUGGCGCCGGGGCCAGCCUUGCUCCGGGGCCCCUGGCAGCGGCUGCCAGCUCGCCCGCCUCCGCCCUCCGCGCCGCGUUCCGGGUCUCCUAGCAACCGGGAGAAACUUUCCCGCGAGCAGAACGCCGCCGCCCGCCGCUGAUGCCGGAUCCCGGCCCGGGGCCGCCUGCGAGCCGCGAGCCUCCCCAGGGCAGCGGGACCAUGAGCCGCAGCCUCUCCUUCGUGGAGCUGAUCAACCUGGCCAUCGGGACGCCGGAGCUGGGCAAUGUCAACUUCAACGCGCUGCACCUGUUCCUGCACAGCCUGGUGGAGCACCUCCGCCUGCAGGACCUGAGGAGGGAGGUGUCGGCGGAGGAGCUGGAGUUCAUCAAGCCACCCCCCAGCUCCGGGGCCUCUGCAGCCACCUCGGCCACCGAGGCCCUCCCGGCGGUGCAGAAGUCCAGUUCCAUCUUCCACCAGAUGCAGGAGAGGAUCACCGCCAUCGAGAAGCAGCUCCGGUUCCUGAAUGAGCCCCCUGACACGGUAGAGCUGCUGGCCCGCAGCCAGGGCAUGGGCCAGCCCGCCCUGGACAUGUGGCAGAUGAUGCAGCUGAAGAAGAAGAUGGAGCUGAAUGAGGAAGGCAUGACCAAGGCCAUGAACACGUUGCAGGACCUGCUGAAUAGCAUCUGCUCUCUGAAAAUCGCCACGGAGGGCUUUCAGCAAGAACUGGGGCAGCUGAAAGAAGAGGUUGCCCAGAUCAACGGAGAAGAAAUGAAAGAGCGGCUGCUGAGCCUGGACAAACAGGCCAGGAUGAUGGAAGAAAUGAAGGAGCAACUGGGCCUUGUAAAAGAAAGGGUCAGCCUGUCUGCAAGUGCCUCGAAGGUGGUGUCCUGGAGUGCCCUUUGCGAGACGCUCACCGGCAAAACCUUCGAGGAAGAGGAAGAUGGCAGAGAGAAAGAGGACGGGGGCAAAGAGGAAGAGGACAGGAGCAGAGUGCAAGAGGACAGGAGCAGAGUGCAAGAGGACGGGAGCAGAGUGCAAGAGGACAGGAGCAGAGUGCAAGAGGACAGGAGCAGAGUGCAAGAGGACAGGAGCAGAGUGCAAGAGGACAGGAGCAGAGUGCAAGAGGACAGGAGGGGCAGAGCAGAAGAGGACAGGAAGGGCAGAGCACCAGAGGACAGGAGGGGCAGAGCAGAAGAGGACAGGAGGGGCAGAGCAGAAGAGGACAGGAGGGGCAGAGCAGAAGAGGACAGGGGCAGAGAGAAGACAUCCCGGGAGAUCCUCGCUGUUCUGAGCCAACUGCCCGAGAAGCACGAAGCUCUCCUGAAGCACAUCACUCAGCUGGAGGCCCAGUUGAAGUAUCCAGCAGGCCCUGCAGCUUUUGAAAUGCCCCCCGAGCUGAAGUCGCUGCUGGAACGGAUGGAGACAUUGCAAACUCAAAGCCAGCAGGGAAAGGAGUCUCUGCAAGAGACCCUGGAGCAGAUGGAGAAGCUGAGGGAACAAUUUGAAAACCUGCAGCAGGGAGUGGAGAGGUUAUCCAGGAGCAGCACGGAGAUGCAGAUCAUACGCAACCUGUUGCAUCAGUUGGAUGUCAAGAAAGCCGAUAAAGACUCGAUUCAAGAGGAGAUGAAUGUGAAAGCUGACAAGAGCGCGCUGGAGGCAAUGGUGAACCACGGGCAGCUGCAGUUGGCCACCAGCCAACUCAGCGAGAUGAUGCAGGAUCUGCUGCAGAAGAUGUCCCUGCAGGACAAGGACUGGCAGAAGGCGCUUGAGAAGCUCUUUGUGGACAUGGACUGCAAGUUGGAUCGCUUGGCCCUGGACCCCGUGAGCCGGCAGCUGGAGGAGGUGUGGAAGUUCAUCAAGAAGUACCUGAGUGAGGGGCCCCGCUUUGAUGCCGACAGCGCAGCUGGCUUCAAGAAGCAGCUCUUUGAGAGAGUGAAAUGCAUCUCCUGUGACCGGCCAGUGACCAUGAUGACUGGGCCGCAUAUGAUCACUGUCCGGAAGGCCACGCUGAAGCCUCGUCCAGUCAGUGCCAGUGGCUAUGAAUACCUCUUCCACCAGCAGAAAAGGGAUCAGGAUCCGAGCGAGAUGAGUGGCAACCCCCCUUUGCAGACCUGCUGGCAAUGCCAAGCCCAGCAGCAAGCCUGCGCCCUCAAGCACCUGUCCCGGGCCCAGGACUUCGCCACCCUCUACCCCUAUGGGGACCCCACUGCCAUCACCUACGACAACACUGAGGUAGACAUUCUGGGGGUGAACGGAGUCCUCUACAAAGGCCGAGUGAGUUCACAUGCAGCAGAGCGGACUUUUGCCCUGCAGAAGGAAUUUGCAGCUCUGAAGAUUCCCCGGCCUCCGACGGGGGUGCGAAUGGAGAGAGUCCGCUCUGCCUUUGCAGACAUCAGUGCAGUGCCCUACCCCCCCUCCAUCCUCCGUCGAGUGGGGUCUGCAAUAGCUAACAGCAACCAGCGACCGCAGCAGCUUAGCUGUGAUCCUGUGGACAGAACAGUCAUCGGUGCCACCCUCAGCGAAAGCCACGUUCAGAACGAAAGGGACGUUCCAGGCCUGGGCAGCCGUAGCUUUUAGCAGACUCCUUCCCUGAAGAUUUUGGUCAUCCCUGCCAGAUCUCUGAUGCUAUAACGGAAGAAGUUGCUUCCCGUCCAUCUGAAACAGAGGCCACAGACUUGCCUGGCUUUCAAAGGAGAGCGGCUGUGUCCACAACUACCAUCAUGCCUGACUUACGUCAGAUGUUCAGCAGAUCAUGGGCUAACAUGGUGCUUCUCUCCAUGGUGAACCAGGAUUCCCAAACAAAACAUUCAUUAUGAUGACAGUGAACACAAGUAUUCCUGGGGCCAAGAUCUGCCAGGGAUUCCAGUUUGGGCCCUGGCAUCUUCAGAAACCUGACCAAUGUGCCUCUCCUUCCCUUUCCGUAUGGGACCCCGGAGAUAUUCCUGAUACUGUCCCUGUCUCAGCCAUGGCCCAGGAAAGCAUUCAUCUAGUGAGAAAAUGAUUCUAUAAAGAUUCUUUUUCUA
Messenger RNA from Pantherophis guttatus, 3242 nucleotides. RefSeq names its product chromosome 14 C16orf96 homolog (gene C14H16orf96). Lineage: Eukaryota; Metazoa; Chordata; Lepidosauria; Squamata; Colubridae. The record is from RefSeq and is a predicted model, not a curated record.